AUGUUUGAGGACUGGAUUUACAAGUAUCUACCAAGAACAUUUUGUGCCCUAACUUUCUUGGUGAAUCCUAUAUUUAUUUAUCUGAUUUUCUCAGAAAAGUCUUCAAAGUUUGGAAACUAUCGAUAUUUGUUGUUGUAUUUCGCUAUUUUCAACCUUCUUUAUUCAAUCAUGAAUGUUUUGGUUCCACUGGACAUUCAUACCUUCGGCUACUCAUUUUUCUUGAUUGUCAGACACGGCUGGUUUCAAACUGAAGGAAAUAGUUCUCAACUGAAUUUCCAUAUGCUCAUUGCUCGUACUUCCUCUGUAUCGUCUAGCUACGCAGUUUUAAUGAGUCACUUCAUUUAUCGAUAUCUUGUGAUCAGUGAUUCAAGUUUAACAAGACAUCACUUCCAUUGGUUUAUGACUGGAUCCGUUUAUAUGUUGUUUGCAUAUUUUUCUGUGUGGCACGCAACGUGUUAUUUUCCCGGCAAAGCAAAUUCGGAACUUCUCGAAUAUGUUAGUGAAGAUUUUCAAGAAAAUUUUGGAAUGGAUUCAAGGAAUUUGAAUGUGAUUGGAACACUGUUUAGCGUAGGAUCUCACGAAACUACCCUACGGGCAUGGACGGCUAUGUCGAUUUGGUCAACAAUUUCUAUUGCAUCAAUCAUAACAUUUUUCGUGAUGGCUGGACUUGUUAUGCGAAAACUCAGGAAAAUGACUGUGAGAACAAGCCAAAAGACAUCACAAUUUCAAUUUGAGCUCCUCAGAGCUCUAAUUGUUCAAACGGUCACCCCAAUCUGCUUCAGUUUCUCACCGUGUCUACUAUGUUGGUAUAGCCCAAUAUUUGGAAUCAAGCUAGACAGAUGGUUGAAUUAUCUCGAAGUGACCGCUUUAGGGCUGUUCUCUUUCAUGGACCCAAUUGCAAUUAUUCUGUGUCUUCCCAUAUUUCGUUACAGGAUUUUCAACGUCAUUAAUUGUAUUGCAAGAGCCUGUGCCAAAAAUCAAUCAGAUAACGAUUCGAAACGAGAAAAUUCAACUCAAACAAUUAAUUUGCGGAAGGCAAUUUCUAUUCAUUGA
This is a messenger RNA of Caenorhabditis elegans, 1053 nucleotides long. It is a transcript of the gene srj-44, whose product is annotated as Serpentine Receptor, class J. The record is from RefSeq and is marked reviewed. Bases 1 to 1053 code for a protein of 350 amino acids. The transcript has 5 exons. NCBI's taxonomy places the organism in Eukaryota, Metazoa, Nematoda, Chromadorea, Rhabditida, Rhabditidae.